CCUAGCAGCAUGAUUUUGUCCAACAAAACCACCCUUUAUAGUAAUUUUUCAUCGUUUAAAACGCACCCUUACCAACUCCCUCUCAUCUUAGAUUCUUAAUUUUCUGAAAUAACUUAUCGAUCUGCGUUAGGGUUCCUCCCGGAUUCACGUCGAAAGCGCUCUCCUCCAAGGCAUAACGCGACAAUGGAGCGCAAGAUUAUUGACUUGGAUCAAGGAUGGGACUAUAUGAAAGGGGGGAUCACAAAAUUAAAGAAAAUUUUUGAAGGAGAACCCGAGUCACCUUUUAGCUCUGAGGAAUAUAUGAUGCUUUACACGACCAUCUACAAUAUGUGCACCCAAAAGCCUCCUCAUGACUAUUCUCAACAGCUAUAUGAUAUGUACAAAGACGCAUUUGAUGAAUAUAUUACUUCAACGGUAUUACCAUCAUUGAGAGAGAAGCAUGAUGAGUUUUUGCUGAGGGAGCUUGUGAGAAGAUGGACCAAUCAUAAAGUUAUGGUUAGGUGGUUGUCUCGUUUCUUCCAUUAUCUUGAUCGUUAUUUUAUUGCUCGUCGGUCACUUCCUGCACUAAACGAAGUUGGACUGACUUGCUUUCGAGAUCUGGUUUAUGGAGAAUUAAAAGUUAAAGCCAAAGAUGCUGUUAUUGCUCUUAUUGAUAAAGAACGCGAAGGAGAUCAGAUUGACAGAGCACUCUUGAAAAAUGUUUUGGACAUAUUUGUUGAGAUUGGAAUGGGACAAAUGGAGAGGUAUGAAAAAGAUUUUGAAGCAGACAUGCUUGAGGAUUCUGGUUCUUACUAUUCUCGUAAGGCAGCAAAGUGGAUUCUGGAAGAUUCAUGUCCAGAUUACAUGUUAAAAGCUGAGGAAUGCUUGAAGAAAGAAAGGGAAAGAGUGUCUCAAUACCUUCACAUCAGCAGUGAACCAAAAUUAGUGGAGAAAGUACAAAAUGAGUUGUUGGUGGUUUUUGCAACGCAGUUACUUGAAAAGGAGCAAUCUGGAUGUCAUGCAUUGCUUAAAGAAGAUAAGGUGGAUGACCUUUCUAGGAUGUACAGGCUUUACCAUAAAAUACCUAAAGGCUUGGAACCUGUGGCUAAUGUAUUCAAACAGCAUAUUACUGCCGAAGGUACUGCUUUGGUCCAACAGGCUGAAGAUGCUGCAAUGAACCAGGUUGCAAGUUCAGGCGGUGUACAGGAACAGGUCCUUGUCAGAAAAAUAAUUGAGCUGCAUGACAAGUAUAUGGAAUAUGUAAAUAAUUAUUUCCAAAACCACACAUUGUUUCACAAGGCACUAAAAGAAGCUUUUGAGAUAUUCUGCAAUAAAACUGUUGGUGGCUGUUCAAGUUCAGAAUUACUGGCUACAUUCUGUGACAAUAUCCUCAAGAAGGGUGGAAGUGAGAAAUUGAGUGAUGAAGCUAUUGAAGAAACACUUGAGAAGGUGGUUAAGUUGCUUGCAUAUAUAAGUGAUAAAGAUCUUUUUGGUGAAUUCUACCGGAAAAAGCUUGCUCGGCGGCUACUCUUUGAUCGAAGUGCUAAUGAUGAUCAUGAAAGGAGUAUUCUCACAAAGCUAAAGCAACAGUGUGGUGGGCAGUUUACAUCAAAGAUGGAGGGAAUGGUUACAGAUUUGACUUUGGCUAGGGAAAAUCAAGGCAACUUUGAGGAAUAUCUUGGCAAUAACCCAAUUGCACACCCUGGUAUUGAUUUAUCAGUUACUGUUCUUACCACUGGAUUUUGGCCAAGUUACAAGUCCUCUGAUCUUAGCCUACUUUCAGAAAUGGUCAAAUGUGUUGAAGUUUUUAAGGGAUUUUAUGAGACAAAAACAAAACACCGAAAACUUACAUGGAUAUACUCAUUGGGCCAGUGCAACAUCAGCGGCAAGUUCGAUCAAAAAACCAUUGAACUGAUUGUGUCAACAUAUCAGGCUGCCACUCUGCUGCUGUUUAAUGCUUCUGACAGAUUGAGCUACUUAGAAAUCAUGACUCAGCUGAACUUGACUCAUGAAGACUUGGUUAGAUUGCUCCAUUCCUUGUCAUGUGCCAAGUAUAAGAUCCUUAUCAAGGAGCCAAACACAAAAACCGUCUCUCAAAAUGACUACUUUGAGUUCAACUCCAAGUUUACAGACAGAAUGAGAAGGAUUAAGAUUCCUCUUCCACCAGUUGAUGAAAGGAGGAAAAUUGUUGAAGAUGUUGACAAAGAUAGGCGAUAUGCUAUUGAUGCUGCAAUUGUGCGCAUAAUGAAGAGUCGGAAAGUUUUGGGACAUCAGCAAUUAGUUUCAGAGUGUGUAGAGCAGUUGAGCCGCAUGUUCAAACCUGAUAUUAAAGCAAUCAAGAAGCGGAUGGAAGAUUUGAUUACAAGAGAUUAUCUGGAGAGGGACAAGGAAAACCCAAACAUAUAUAGGUAUUUGGCCUGAUGCGCUGCAAUAUAUGUAGAGCUAGGAAAGUAAAUUUGAUAGUGUGCUGUAAAUGCUGUGUAGUUGUGGUUUCAGUAUUUACCGACUAGGAAGUUGAUACCAGGACUGGACUGGAGAUUUUUUGUCCACUUUUGUGUUUUUUUUUUUUUUUCUAACAGAGUAAUCGUCAUGGCCUUGCUUCAUAUUUCGCUUUUCUUAACUCUCUUUUAAUUUCUAUUUUUCUUGCGAUCA
Messenger RNA from Mangifera indica (mango), 2631 nucleotides. RefSeq names its product cullin-1-like. Gene Ontology annotation, molecular function: ubiquitin protein ligase binding. Gene Ontology annotation, biological process: protein ubiquitination; ubiquitin-dependent protein catabolic process. Bases 184 to 2400 code for a protein of 738 amino acids. Lineage: Eukaryota; Viridiplantae; Streptophyta; Magnoliopsida; Sapindales; Anacardiaceae. The transcript has 20 exons. The record is from RefSeq and is a predicted model, not a curated record. Gene Ontology annotation, cellular component: cullin-RING ubiquitin ligase complex.